GACUAGAGACUCGAGAUAAUGAUGUUGUUCUAGACUAUAGUACGGAAUAGGUAUUUUUUUUUGCGCUGCGUUCGUCGGUCGAUUAACAGCCAGCAAUCCGCGGCCACCGGAACGUAUUCGUACACGCCAACUGCAGUUAAAAGCGAUAAAAUAUUUGUUAACAAAGGUGUUGUAACAAUUAUAUCUUUUCCAUCACUUCCAGGCCGUCCAUACCACUCGAAUUGAUUCGCGAAACCGUACACCGUCGUCAUUGGUUAUGCACAGACAUCAGAUCGCGGUCUAGACAAACUAAUAAAAUACAAAGUAGGUUAUUGUAAAAAAAAAAUAACAUAAUACAGUACAUUAGGCAGCUAUGUCCAAGUCGUCGAGUGUAGCCACGUCCGGCUCGUCUUCGCAAACGCCAAGUGCGGUCAUGGCUCCGGCCGAAGACAACUUUGACUUUCUGUUCAAAAUCGUUUUGAUCGGCGACUGCGGCACAGGUAAGACGUGCGUAGUGCAACGGUUCAAAAGCGGCACGUACGCCGAAAACCAAGGCAACACGAUCGGCGUAGAUUUCUCGAUGAAGACUAUCAAGAUUGACGGCAAAAAAGUCAAGCUACAAAUUUGGGACACAGCCGGCCACGAGAGAUUCCGUACUAUCACACAAAGCUAUUACCGUUCAGCAAAUGGUGUUUUGUUAGUAUACGAUAUUACAAAACGGGCUACGUUCCUCAAUUUACAAAGGUGGGUAGAAGAAGUACGUCGUUAUACAUCGUCCAACGUUUUGCUCGUAUUGAUUGGCAACAAAUGUGAUCUAGAAGAGAAUCGCCAAGUAGAAUUGUCCGAAGCCGAGGCCAUGUGUGAAUAUUUUCCUGAACUGUUGUCCGUGUUGGAAACGUCGGCCAAAGAGAACAAGAAUAUCGAAGAGGCUUUUGUCACAAUAGCGUCCGAACUCAAAAAACGUCAUGAUCAGAGUGCUCACAUCGAAGACGAACCCAAUCCUGUAAUCAGUUUAAGCGAAGGCGAAAACGUUCAAAAGUGUAAAGGAUGUACACUGUUGUAAAUUAAGUGAAUAUUUCUGGUAUAAUUGAACAAAUUGAGGAGUGGUUAAAAUUCUAAAAUAAGAUUAAAUAUCUCACGUAACAUAAAAAUAUGUACGUAUAUAUAUAUAUAUAUAUAUAUAUAUAUAUAUACGUGUACAUAUUUUUUUAAUAUAUAUAUAUGCAUGUUUAAUUGAUUUAUUUCAAAUUCAACAUUUUUUUUAAUUAUUGAAUAGAGUUAUAGAGUUAUAUAGGGCAGCAAAACAUUUGUUUAUGUUAUUUUUCGUCUUUAAUUUUUUUUUUUCGUUACGAUAAUUGCAAAAUAUAUUCAUCAUGUACACGAUCUAUACUACAUUAAUUAAUAAUACGCAGUUAAUUGUUAACCGUAACGUUAGUGGUCUAAUUGGUGACCGUCGUUUUACUAUUUUACGAUUGCAAGGCCCACUCGAGUAACUAAUAGUGAAAUUUUGGAAAUAACUUUUAACGUUAGACAGUCUAGUGCGUGACUCGUUUUAAAUCGCUGUGAUUAUAUUCUAUAGAUGUGUUAUAGAAUUUACUGAAACAUAUUAAAAAUGUACAUAGAAAUUACCAUCCGAGUUUACAAUAUUUAUCUACUUGAAAUUUUUGCUUUUUUAAUUUUUUUUUUUUUUUAACAUUUAUUGUAAUAAGUAAUUUUCACUAUGCCUUUAAUUAUAUUAUAUAAAAACCGAUUCAUAAUCACUUAUCGUUGUAUUUUUGUAAAUUUAAUAAUUAAAUUUGCCGUAUAAGGUAAUAAUAAUAAUAAUAAUAAUAAUAGUAAUAGCGAUAACACUCGACUAAUCAAUUAUUGUAAACGCCCUGAACACGUUGGUGAUGGUAUUUUAUUUUUUAAAUCGGUAGCGAUAUAAUAUGAAUCGAUUUUUUUUUUUAUUACGUACCUUGAUAUAGUUACUAGUCACACAUAUAAAACGCCCAUAAAUAACAUAAAAGCUAUACCGUAGAAGUUCCUUUCUAUUCUGUACGAGUUAAUUAUAAUUAUUAUGUUUUUUUAUUUGUGAUUUAUAUGUAUAAUUAUAAUAUAUGGAUGUAUACAAUCGUAUAUAUUAUUUAAAUGAUAUUUAUAACAUUUUGGUUUUCUUUCUCGAUUUUAUAGCAGUUUCGAUUAACGAUUGUGCUACUCUGUUUUUGUUUUUAAACUAUAUUAUAUUAUACAUUUUUAUGUUUUAUUUUAAAUAUUAUCUACAUUUUUUUUUUUCUGUUUAUUUUAUCGUGUACAAUUUUUAUACUAACUUGGUGUAUUGAUUUUUUCGUAAUAUCGAGAUUUGCCUUGAUAAUAAUUUUUCGUUAUUAUUUUUGUCUAAUAUUCAUAUCGGUUGCCAUUUACGAUUUUUUGAUUUUAGUACUUAAAAAUAUCGAUAAUGAUGGCGUUAUAUUAAAUAACAAUUUAUAGAUAUUAAAAAAAUAAUAAUUUUAGGUACAUUUUAUAUUAUACACGGUGCACAUUGCUAUUUGUUAUGUUCAUGGGCGAUAUAUUAUAUUUGCUAUCGACAAUAUUAUUAACGUCAAUGCACCGUUACUAAUUGGUUAGACGAAAAUGAGACACGUUUAAAAUAAAACAAAAGAGGUUUUUUCCUUUUUUUUUCUUCUCUGCAAUCUUGUUUUAUCUCUAAUUAAUUACGAUUUCAUAUGAACAAACACAAUAAUAAUAUUAGUCACAAUAUCAUUCCUAUAUUAUAUAAUCUGUAACUUUUAUAAGAAAAUUAACUACUUUUCAAUUUUUUCUUGUACAUAUUUAUAGCAUUUGUUGUUUAGAUUUCUAAUUUUAAAUUGAUGUAUGUAAACGCGAUAAUAGGCGUUCCUCAAUCGUUCUGGUCUCGUAAAAAAAAAAAAAAAAAUUGUUGUAUAAUUGUACCUUUGUAUUGCACUCUGAAUUGUAUGAUUAAUAUUUAGUAAAGAAACGCGUUAAUUGUACUCUGUUAAACAAUUGAUACGAACAUACCAAAUGCCUCUUAUAUAUAAUCAUAUUAUAAUAAAAAAUAACGAUAAAUAUUAUCUAUAAUAAUUCUAAAAAGAGUUGUCUUUUUAAAUUUUCAUUUCAUGUUUCACAGACAUAAUAUAAAACCGUCAGUCUGGAGUCGGAGGGACGAUCGAAUGUUAACUCAUAUUUGACAACGAGGUAUAAAACUUUUCAUUAUAAUAUGUACGAUCAAAUUUUCAGAACAUUUUAAAGAAAUCAAAUAAAUAACUUAGUAAGUAAAUAGAUUCACUUACUCUUGUCUCUGACGCUUUGACCAGCGUUAAACUAAUUAUUUCCAACUUUUUAUAGCCACGCAAUUUUUUAAUUAUAUAAUUAUAAAAGUUCAUUCAUCUCUUGACGUAGGUACGUAUCGACGCAAGAACCCCCGACGGUGUUUGGAUAGAUUGAAA
This is a messenger RNA of Adelges cooleyi (spruce gall adelgid), 3425 nucleotides long. RefSeq names its product ras-related protein Rab-43 (gene Rab19). Gene Ontology annotation, biological process: protein secretion; regulation of exocytosis. The transcript has 5 exons. NCBI's taxonomy places the organism in Eukaryota, Metazoa, Arthropoda, Insecta, Hemiptera, Adelgidae. The record is from RefSeq and is a predicted model, not a curated record. Bases 353 to 1042 code for a protein of 229 amino acids. Gene Ontology annotation, molecular function: GTPase activity; GTP binding.